This is a messenger RNA of Lactuca virosa, 372 nucleotides long. NCBI's taxonomy places the organism in Eukaryota, Viridiplantae, Streptophyta, Magnoliopsida, Asterales, Asteraceae. The record is from the annotation of a GenBank genome assembly.
AUGUGCAACGAAUCUGAAGAAGGUUCUGAUCAUGUCCUGGUGGAUUGCACUUAUGCUAGGAGUGUCUUGGAAGGGGUAUCAAGAUGGUGUAAUACACAAUUGGUACCACUCCACACGGUAAAGGAUGUAGUGGAUUCCAUCUCUCAAUGGGGGGUGUGCAAAAAGAGGAGAAAGAUAAUCUUAGCUAUUUAUUAUGGAACAUUAUGGAGUAUUUGGAAAUCAAGGAACGAAAAGGUCUUCAAGAAAAACCGGCUACCACCGGAUAAAGUCACUGAUAUCAUUAAAUCAGUGGUUUAUCUCUGGGUGAAAAACAGGGAAAAAAUUGACAGGCUGAAUUGGGCAUCAUGGUCUCAAUGCCCUUUGUUUUUUUGA